AUGUCGCCACCGGAAUCAAAGUCGAGUCCGCACGAAGCAGGCCGCAUUCGAUCCAGUCGAGCUUGUAAGCAUUGCUCCCGUCGCAAAGUCAAGUGCGACGGUAUGCAGCCAUGCAGCAAGUGCUUGAAAGAGUCCAUCGUCUGCGAAUACGGUGUCCAGAACAAGCGUGGUCCACCAAAAGGUUGCGAUCCAAGAGGCGGUCGCAAAAGGAAGGCCAAAGAUCUAUCGUACGAUGUCCCACUCUCGUCCUCAGCCACUCCUAUGCCGUCGCGAGCAUCGCCGUCAUCCAACGGAUUUGGGUCCACUCUUUCCGGCAUCGAGUCACCUCGUCGUACAAUCAAUAAUGAACACCCUCCCGAACCGCACGUUCAACCUCACGCUCAGUCUUCUGACUCAAGAACAUCCUCCGAUGCACAUUACGCUGCGCGGGACAGGACUCCGUCGGCUUCCUAUCAUGCGCCACAUGACCCUCCCAUGACACGGCCGCGGUCGCCACCCCACUUGCAGUCACAUCUGCAGCCAUCAAUACCACCAGAUCGUCAAAAUACUGGUCACGCUUGGUUGCCGUCUGCCCCCGGAACUCGCAACGCUCAUCCUCACCCCUCGUCUGCACCCUAUCAGUUCGAUGCUUAUCCUCUUCAGAGACCCGGGCGCGACCAUCAUCGCACCUCGCCUCAAGCAUUGCAUCACCUCAUGCCGUCCGCUCACGCUUCCGCCAUCGAGUCCGGGUCGCAGCUUAUGCAAGAUCGCACAGCGUCCGGCUCGCCGCUCGCUCGAUCAACCGCCUCAUUUCCGUCGCAGGCAUAUUCCACAUCACGCUUGCAUUCCAGUGGCCAACACCACGAAGCUCCUACCGCCCACCAUCCGCCUGCAACCUCCCUCUAUGACCGCAUCUCGACUCUGUCCUCAUCAUCCACCCUCUCGAGUCGUCAUCCGGUAUCGGCAAGCAGAUUCGCAGAGCCCUCCCUCGUCACGCCACCUUCGACGGCUCAUGGUGCCUCAUCCGCGCGUCACCAAGCCUUCGAAUCGUCUGACGCUUUCACCUCCACCUCAAACGAUCGCAGCCCGGCCUCGACCGGGAUGCCCCAACGAAGCUGGUACAACGGCUCGCGCCCAUCUUCGCCGCGCGGCCCUCUGUCCUCCUUCUCCCGCUCCCAAGUCUCGUCUCCAGGCUCUCAUUGGCUCGACCACCAAGGCCGUCCUAGCUCCGGCGCUGCUGAUCGUUUGCAGACCUCUUCGUCCCACAAGAUGCAUCUCGAGGAUCGUCUGCCGCCUCACAUCACCCAGCGCCUCCUCGAUAUCUACCAGACCUUUGUGCACCCACACUGGCCCAUCAUAUAUCUACCUUCUUUCGCCUCUCUGCACUCGCUCAAGCAGUCACGUCCCAUCUUGUUCGAAGCAAUGCUCGCCGUUGCUUCCAACACCUUUGAUGCCUACCACGACUCGGCCUCCCAUGGUGAUCAGCAGAGCUCCAACCCCGUCUUGGAGAUGCUGUACGCCGAUUCGCCUCAAUCGUCCGAGCAAGCGUAUAAUGCGAACGAGCUGCGUGACCACCUUGUCCACCGCGUCAAGACUCGCAUCUUGGAAGGCAAGUUCACUCAGGAUAUCGGUACCAUCCAAGCUGCCAUCCUCAUUGCCGUCAUUGAACUCGGAUGUGGCGACACUUCGAGCGCUUUCCACUUUGGCGGCAUUGCUUGUCGAAUGGCCCUCGACAUGAACCUUCAUCGCUGUACCACCCAGCCUUCGUCCUCCGCUUCUCAUGCAAGUCAUCACACCAAGGUUGUCGAUGGCAGAGACCAAUCGCCACAGUCCUCCGCGCAGGCGCAAGAACGAUUGCGAGUGUUCUGGGCUUGCUACAUUGUUGAUAAGAUCCUUUCGACCGCGCUCGACAAGCCUGCUCAGCUGCGUAGCGCAGAAGUCGAGGCAGAUUGGCCAUCUGUUCAGGAAGCUGACGAAUACGACGUUUGGCUCAACGAGACCACGCGCAAGUUUGUCGACAAAGCUCAGCUGCCUUACCUCGAGGGCGUCAAAGUGCACGCCCUCAGCAGCUUCAAAGCCUGGGCCGAGGUCAUGUCCAUCCUCGAGCGCAUUCUCGAGCAAGUCUAUAGUCCUCAGGCGAAACGUGAUCGUCGCCGUACUGGAGGGACAUCUGACUGUCAGGCGUUGCUUGCCCUCAACGAGCGGUUGAACAACUGGCGCGCCAGUCUGCCCGAACACCUCAAAUGGUCGGGCACCUGGCUCUCGUCCGAGCUUCUUUCUUCCGGGCCGGAUCCUCGCGGGUCCGCUGAUCGCAAGGAAGGCGAGGCGCAUCGAGGCCUGCCGCCGCAAAUUCUCACCAUGCGAUCAUGGUAUUGCAUUUGCUUAAUCCUGUUGCAUCGUCCACGUGUGCCAAGACUCAAAGACUCGACUCAAUCUCAGAGAGCAAGAUGCGCUUCCGACGAGCCCGCGUCCAUUGCAGUCGACGACGAGAGGAUUACGAGCGCGGUCAAGGCAGAGGUUCGGUCCUCUUUGGCUGCUCAGGAUGAUACGCCUGAACCAGCUGGCCUCGACAUCUGCAAUGCAGCGGCAAAAGAAGUUUGCGACAUCUUGCACGUAUAUGGUUCUUCGUUCCGCAUCCGCAAGAUUUCGAGCAGUUGGGUGUACAUCAUCUUCCAAGCCGCAACCAUCCAUGCCGCCUUGGCCGCCAGCAAGAGCGUCGUGGUCUUCAAAGCUCGCCAGUCGUCUGUCUGGAAUCGAAGAGAUUCCAGGCCAUUGGACAAUGCGAUGUCACCUCCUGGCCGGGGCGACGACGUUGAUGCACGUGCCGGCGUUGGCGAUUCUGAGUCACACCGCGUGACCGAAGCAGAGCUGGAAGGUUCUUCAGAGCUGGUCAAGACUAGCGCUAGGUAUCUCGCACAAUGUGUUCGCUAUCUCAAACGUAUUGGACCGACGUGGCAGAGUGCAUCGCAUCAUGUUGCUGUACUACGCAAUUUGUGCAUUGCGAGCGCUCAAGCCAGGCGGAGCCCAUCGAGCCCUUCGACGGCGCAACACUUCAUUACUAACUCGGACGUACAUCGAACAACGUCAUUCCCCUCGGGUGCCGGCGUCAAGCUUGAGCACCAAGGCAAUGGCUCAGCUGAUACGCAGUCGCAGAUCUCCCCGGCUCACCAUGACUCUGGCUUCUCGUCCAACCUGGACAGAGAAGGGCACGCCCAGCACCAGCGCCUACGCUCGACUCACCCGGACAACCAGCAGGUAUACCACGACCACGAUUUGGGCAACGGAGCGAUGUCCUUGAACGGUACUUUUCCCUCCAAUCCAUCUGACUUUAACAUGGCAGAUCCUCACUCAAUACAACCGCCACAGGCGCCAUACGCAUCAAACCCUGUAUACGCUACCCCCUCCGACCACGGUCAGCUGCUCGCGUCGCAGCAGCAGCAGCAGCAGCACAUGAUGCAACAAGCCAUGCACAUGAUCAAUGCCUACGAUUCCACCUUCUGGGCUUCCAUGCCCGUAGCUUCUGAAGGAUUCAACGAGUGGAACGAGUUCUUCAAGACCUUCAACCCGGGCGCCGUGACGGGAUUCUCCGGCCAGUUGGCGGAUUACCACCCGACGGCAGCGGUAGAUCUGAUCACGGCGUUGCAGGAUCCAAAUCGGUUGCUGGGUGGUGUACAGCAGCAGUGA
Messenger RNA from Pseudozyma hubeiensis SY62, 3663 nucleotides. RefSeq lists its product as hypothetical. The record is from RefSeq and is a predicted model, not a curated record. The coding region runs from base 1 to 3663 and encodes 1220 amino acids. The transcript has a single exon. NCBI's taxonomy places the organism in Eukaryota, Fungi, Basidiomycota, Ustilaginomycetes, Ustilaginales, Ustilaginaceae. Gene Ontology annotation, biological process: regulation of DNA-templated transcription; DNA-templated transcription. Gene Ontology annotation, molecular function: DNA-binding transcription factor activity, RNA polymerase II-specific; zinc ion binding; DNA binding.